This is a messenger RNA of Chironomus riparius, 2784 nucleotides long. The record is from the annotation of a GenBank genome assembly. Lineage: Eukaryota; Metazoa; Arthropoda; Insecta; Diptera; Chironomidae.
CGCGAGCGAAUAAACAUCGAAAGACUAAGCUGGUUCGCGACUUCAAUUCUGUAAUGAUGUUCAUGCCAUUAAUGAUACACGGUUAGCAGUGAAUAAGCAAAAAAAAAAAGAAUAAGAUAAAAAAAAUUAAUUCACAGAAAAAGAACAAUUCAUAAUCUGUAAAAUAAUCAAGUGGAAUUAAGUGAAAUAAAAAAAAGGAAUUAUUUAAAGAUUUUUGCGUGCCUUUUUGCACGCCAAUAAAAUAAGGACUUUUGUACAGUGUAAUUAGUUCAAUAAAAUAAGCACAAUCAUGAAUGCUGUGGAGGUUCGAAAUGGAUAUAAAUUUUAUGGAAAGGAAAAAGAUCCGAAAAUUGUUCUCAAUCGUCUUAACAUGACGGUUACACAUGGAUCAAUAUACGGACUUUUGGGAGCUUCCGGUUGUGGCAAAACAACACUCUUGUCAUGCAUUGUUGGUGUAAAAUUUUUAAAUGCAGGCAAAAUCUCAGUAUUAGGUGGAACACCCGGCAAAAAAGGCUCUGGAGUUCCAGGUCCACGGGUCGGUUACAUGCCACAAGAAAUCGCUCUUACAGAGGAAUUCUCAAUCAAAGAAACAAUUUAUUAUUUCGGUCGUAUUUAUGGAAUGAGCACAGAAAGGAUAAGAGAACGAUAUAAACUACUUAAAGAACUCCUUGAUCUUCCACCCGGUAGUCGCCAAGUUGGUCAUUGUUCAGGUGGACAAAUGAGAAGAGUUUCAUUCGCAGCAGCAAUGGUACAUGAGCCUGAGCUAUUAAUUCUUGACGAACCUACAGUCGGUCUUGAUCCGCUGCUCAGAGAAAAGAUCUGGGAUUUUUUGGUUGAAACGACAAGGACAAGCAAGCUUGCAGUUAUUAUUACAACGCACUACAUUGAAGAAGCAAAACAAGCAAAUUGUAUAGGACUCAUGCGAAAUGGAAUUCUACUAGCUGAAGAUUCACCCCAAAAUAUUCUUAGUCAUUACGAAGCAGAAUCAUUAGAAUAUGCUUUCCUACAGCUUUGCGUUAAGCAUGGCGUCUCCGAUGAGGUUCAUUCAAAAUUACAACAAAUUAGCACGAUAUCGAAUAGCAUAGCUGGAGAUGAUAAGACAGUAAGCACGAAUGAGGUGAAAAGAAAAAAUUCAAUAGAAUCAAAUGAUUCAAAUACAGCAUGUUGUACAGGAGUUGGUGAUGUGGAUUGUAAUAAGAAGAAUUUAGUUAAAAACCUUCAAAUAACGACGAGGAAACGAAUGAAGGCACUGCUAGUGAAAAAUUUCUUACAAAUGCUACGUCAACCUGCUGGAAUGCUAUUUCUUACAUGUUUCCCAAUCUUUCAACUUGUAUGUUUCUAUGUUGCAAUUGGUGGUAAUCCAAUUGGUCUAAAACUGGGGAUUGUGGACGAUGAGCUUGGUAGCUUUAGUGAGUGUUGGAAUAGUUCUCUUAUUACCACUCACCCAUACAACGAUACCUGUGAUCUAAAUAAAGUUUCUUGCCGUUUUAUAAGUCAUAUAAAUGACAGUGUUGCCAUUAAACAUUAUUACAAGUCAUUUGAUGAGGCAUACGUCGACGCAAAGAAGGGACGAGUUAUGGGCGUCAUUUAUUUUGCCAAAAAUUUCACUCAGUCAAUGCAGGAUAUAAGAGAUGAAGCGAGUUAUGCAGCAGAAGGAUCGUUUGAGAAUGCAGAAAUAAAAAUCUAUAUGGACAAGUCGGAUCAGCAGCUGACGUUCUUCUUGGAAAAGAAAUUGAUGCAAACUUAUCAUGAAUUUAUUGAGAAGUUGAUGGGUGAUUGUAAAUAUCCGAUAAAGGCUGGAAAUAUUCCGAUAGGCUUUAAGGAUCCGAUUUAUGGGUCUAUUGAUGGUGUUUAUACUGAUUACAUAGCUCCUGGUGUUGUCAUGACAAUGAUUUUCUUCCUCGCAACUCUCAUCACGUCAACAAUCUUCAUUACAGAUCGUCUAGAAGGUAUUUGGGAUAGAACGUUAGUCGCUGGUAUAUCUACAACUGAGCUUUUACUUGCUCAUAUUAUCACACAAUCAUCUGUGAUGUUGAUGCAGUGCGUUGAAAUUGUUCUACUUGCUGCAUUCAUUUUUGAUACUGAGAAUCAUGGUGACAACUUUACUGUCAUUCUGCUGUUGAUGUUGCUCGGAUUCUCUGGAAUGCUUUAUGGGCUUUUUAUUUCAAUAUUUUGUGAUUCUCAUACGAUGGCGAACUUUAUGGCAACUGGAAGUUUCUAUCCUAUGAUUAUUCUUUGUGGAAUCUUCUGGCCACUCGAAGGCAUGCCUAUAUACCUACAAUAUAUCUCAUUCCUCUUACCAUUCACAUUACCAUCAAUCGCAGUGCGGGACAUAUUAGCCAAAGGAUGGGGCUUCUCCUAUAUGAGUGUCAUUGCUGGUUACAGCAUAACGACCGUGUGGAUUGUAGUACUUUUAAUCCUGUGUCUUAUUGGACUUAAAAUUAAGAAAUAAUUGAUACAAAUAUAAAAAAAUUUGUUUAAAGCUUUAAGUUCACAAAAAAAAAUCCAUUUCUUCACUCUCCUUUUUCUAUUGCUGAUCUUUCCACACAUUUUCCACACAUUAAGCACAUUUGUAAUUUUACGAGUAUUUCUAUGUCAGAUGUAGGUAGUUUUAUUCGGUAUACAAUUAAAUGACAAGAUGUAAUAAAAAAUUAAUGUAAAGCUCAAAACUCUUAUCAAUAUGGGAUAAUUAUAAUUUUUUUUACAUAAUUUAUACGAAACAAUAAAGGAAUUUCAAUAUCCAACAAUCCAACAAUGGAACUUGUAAAAAUGUUAAAAAGUCAA